Messenger RNA from Ectocarpus sp. CCAP 1310/34, 2231 nucleotides. The record is from the annotation of a GenBank genome assembly. NCBI's taxonomy places the organism in Eukaryota, Phaeophyceae, Ectocarpales, Ectocarpaceae.
UCUUAUGGCACCCGAAAGUUGGCCCGACGGAAAAACAAAAUCGUUGCGAAAUUCCGGGCGGAUAAUCCGUUGGAAGCCAUAUUAUGGUCCAACGGAUAAUUUCGUCUGAUUUUCGAGCAUCCUGCUGUGGCAUGUAGCGCCAGGGGGCCCACGACAUGUCAGGAUUCGAGAUCGGAUGGAGGCCUAGAGCGGACGAGCGGCCACCACCGACCACUCAACCCACGGUACAGAGCGAGAGCCAAGUAAGUGCAGCACGGGCACCAUCAUGUCAACCGCCUCUCUUAUGCUAGACAAGGAAGCUAGCUCAGACUGGGUGAUCAACAGGAUGAAGGGCAGCAACUGGGGCGACAAACCGAACGUAGGCCAUGCUAGUCUGUCCCAGUUCUUGCCAGGGUUUUACGUUGCCAUGAGCGUAAAGGAGAGCGGCAAAUGCUACAGCGAGCCUGAUAGAAAUGCAGAGGCAGUCAAAGUGUACAAAAGCUUCGCUGUGCCGGCAUUCCUUCGCUGGUUGGUAGGGGUCGAUCCCCACCGACAGAAAACGAACUCCAACUUGUCACGUUUCCCCGCCUCUGCUUUAUUUUGACGAGGGCACUAUAAGUAACCGGGGAGUCGGUACUGGCUGCACGGCGGGCGAGUACUGUGGUAGUGCCAUGUGUCAGGGUGAACAGAAAAUCGAAUUCUACAUUAAGCAACCUCGCGCGGUCUGCCUGCCAUCGAUUCGACGCUCUUGGAUCAAUAUUUGCGACAGUUGAACAUGCCGUCCUGCGGGAGGAAAGUCGUGUACCUGUGGAAAAGAGGGUUUCGUCCUCGACAGACGUUGGGGAGUUUCAACCUUUAUGAAGGUGUUCACCACAUUAGCCCCCCCUUUUUCGAGGCUUCUUCUUGUUUGCUAGGCAAGAGAAGUUUUCUUGGGGUAACCGGAACCCGACCGGCUGGCGCCGAGUAGAAUCACCUUUUUUCCAACAAUCUUCUGUGCGUGUUGCGGGUGCGCCCCUUCCGCCACGCAUUGCCAGAAGUUUCGAGUUCGAUAGACAGUGCAUCGUUUCUUGGCCCACCCACCGUUUUUCUUUUUCCGUACUCCGGAAGAUAAUUAGGUGAGCAGCGGGUUUUGAACCCGUGUCUUUUGCAACCAACAGCAGGCACCUGACAUCUCUUCGUCGACGCCAUUGUGGAAAAGAGGGUUUCGUCCUCGACAGACGUUGGGGAGUUUCAACCUUUAUGAAGGUGUUCUCCACAUACCGCCAUAAAAAAAUAGAGAGAGGAGCGAGCGUGGAUACCGUUGCCAGUGUCGCCUUGAUAUUCACCAUCCGUUCCUAUCUCUGCUUGGCACCUUACAUCAUCCGGUCCAAAACACGCGAAUGUCUUCCGUGGUCACAGACCAGCUACUCAGAUUUUGGGCACACACAAUGCACUCGAAAGUCAGAAGAGAAAGCCGAAACGGCCCAGGUCUUGGCAUAGACUAAACACAUGAAUAAUAAAAUUGAAGGUCCCAAUCAGACACAUCAGGCGGAGGAGGGGAUUAAGUAGGAACAUUCUUCGGUAGGCGGUGCCAAACCCCUUCACUCAUCCAGACAACAUUAAAAGUGCACGAUUUUGAUCUAUUCCUCCUACAUUCACCGCUGGGGUUGCCACUGCCAUGCCACUUGCGGCGGUUCUAGUCACCCACUUCACUCAGCUGUCGACCAACAGGCGACUCAGAUGGUGUACAAAGAUCCGGUUACAAAAAGCAUAGAACGUAAAAGAACAAACAGGGGGAGCGGCGUACUGCACCUAGAUCACGGCGUACCACAUAGAUAAAUGGUGGACGGGGACAAAACAUAACCUCGAACCGAGAACACACUGCAAACAAGAUGGUGUAACCAGCACCUGCACCCUGCCUGCAUAACCUACCCAGUCCGGUAAACUGAUGCAUAACCUUCUAUAAAAACAUUUCCAUUGUGUGGAUUUCAUAGCGGCAUAUUAUGUAACGGUGCCUUCCAUGAAGUGAAUCAGUCGAAUCCCUAAGAAUGCACUCUAAAACACAGAGGAAGAAAGCCACGAUACUAAGGACAUUACGGCUCCUCCAGCAAACAUACUCCGAGCGUGAAACAACCAAGCCGGUUUUGGCAAACAGUUCUCAGGCUGAACGAAAACACGCGCGUUAAAGAAAAGAAAUUCACGCACACCAAACCAAAAAAAGCGCCACGUGCACUUUAGCCAGUCGUGGUGUGUCUGAGCCACCGAAUGUCGUU